AUGUCGCUUACUGAAGAACCAAGAUACACACAUCCUCAAAAAUACGUUGGUUUUGACACCAUCACAGCCCAAAUCGAGAACCGUUUAUUGAAACGUGGUUUCCAAUUCAAUAUCAUGGUUGUUGGUCGUUCUGGUUUAGGUAAGAGCACAUUAGUCAAUACCUUGUUUGCCUCGAAAUUGGUUCAAUCCAAUGGCCGCAAAUUGCCCACUGACCCAAUUGAAAAAACCACUGAAAUCAAAGUAUCACACCACACAUUGCUUGAGAAUAAUGUUCGUUUGAAUGUCAAUGUUAUUGAUACCCCUGGAUUCGGCGAUCAAAUUAAUAACGAAAAAUGCUGGGAUCCUUUGGUCAAGUAUGUAAAAGAACAACAUUCACAAUAUUUGAGAAAAGAGUUGACAGCCCAACGUGACAAGUUCUUACCUGAUACCAGAGUCCAUUGCAUCUUGUACUUUAUUCAACCUAAUGGACAAAAAUUGAAAACUUUGGAUAUUCAAGCAUUGAAGAAAUUGUGUGAAAUUGCCAACGUUGUUCCAGUUAUUGCCAAAUCUGAUUCAUUGACAUUGGAGGAGAGGGCAGAGUUUAAGAAAAAACUCCAACUUGAAUUCCAAAAGUAUGGGUUCAACAUCUACCCUUCUUCCUCCGAAGAGUAUUCCGACGAGGAGCGUCAAUUGAAUGAAGACAUCAAAUCGUUGAUCCCAUUCGCGGUCGUGGGGGCCCAAACGGAAGUCAACAUCAACGGAGAACUUGUCAGAGGCAGACAAACCAAAUGGGGAGCAAUCAAUAUUGAGGAUGUGAGCCAAUGUGAUUUUGUAUUUUUGAGAGAUUUCUUGACAAGAACUCAUUUACAAGAUUUGAUUGAAACUACAAAUUUGACUCAUUAUGAGUCUUUCAGAUCAAAGCAAUUGAUUGCAUUGAAGGAAAAUGCCUCCAGUAAUAGGCAAUCUCAAGUGCACACUUAG
This is a messenger RNA of Lodderomyces theae, 960 nucleotides long. It is a transcript of the gene CDC10, whose product is annotated as septin. Gene Ontology annotation, biological process: cytoskeleton-dependent cytokinesis. The record is from RefSeq and is a predicted model, not a curated record. The transcript has a single exon. The coding region runs from base 1 to 960 and encodes 319 amino acids. Lineage: Eukaryota; Fungi; Ascomycota; Pichiomycetes; Serinales; Debaryomycetaceae. Gene Ontology annotation, molecular function: GTP binding; molecular adaptor activity; GTPase activity. Gene Ontology annotation, cellular component: septin complex; cell division site; septin ring.